GCAGGAUGGAAUGCUGCACAAUCAGUAUAUGGCGACAAGAGGGACACACAAAUCCACCAUCUGCGGAAGUGGCCACAGCUGAAACAUCUCAUGGCUCUGUGGCACCAUAUCCACCAUUGCGAUUAGUCCCUCCGCAACAACAACCAAUACAACUGCCCACCAAUGAAGAACAGAAUUUGUUUGCUGUCGGUCAGGGUGGACUGGGUCAGCCAUCUUGGAUGAGGAUUCCACCUUCAAUGCUGGGGAAAAGAAUUACAGUUAUCCAGAAUGGAAAACCACAACAAAUUAUAUUUUCUGCACGUGGUAUGUUUCUUUCUGUUGUAUUACAUACAGUGAACAGUUUUCAGGAAGUAAUUAUUUCAUAUUUUAUACCACCCUCCCCAAAAUAAAGUCAAGAGGGAUAUACUUAAACCACCAUGUCCUUCUGUUAGUAGACAUAAUUCAUCCAGAGUAUAUCUUAAAAACUAAUGUUCACAUCAGAUUCAAACUUUCUUUAUAUAUCAUAUGUAUAAUGAUUUGAGCACCUUUCAUUUUUAUUGAAAUUCAUUAACUUAACAUUCAACGAAGUUAUCAAUAUUUUAAUUAUGUCUCUCCUCUUCUAUGGGGAGACAUAUUGUUUAUGUACUUUCUGUCCAUCUGUCACAAAAUCUUGUGAUCUCUUCUCCUCCUAAUAGUGAUUU
This is a messenger RNA of Ostrea edulis (European flat oyster), 680 nucleotides long. RefSeq lists its product as uncharacterized. The transcript has 3 exons. The coding region runs from base 6 to 389 and encodes 127 amino acids. The record is from RefSeq and is a predicted model, not a curated record. Lineage: Eukaryota; Metazoa; Mollusca; Bivalvia; Ostreida; Ostreidae.